Mollisia scopiformis is the source of this 2017-nucleotide messenger RNA. RefSeq lists its product as uncharacterized. The record is from RefSeq and is a predicted model, not a curated record. NCBI's taxonomy places the organism in Eukaryota, Fungi, Ascomycota, Leotiomycetes, Helotiales, Mollisiaceae. Bases 100 to 1863 code for a protein of 587 amino acids. Gene Ontology annotation, biological process: reciprocal meiotic recombination. The transcript is spliced from 3 exons.
CUCGAUAGACCGCCAUUAAGAUAUCGAUUGUAUUGCUAUACUCUUCAUUGAUCAAGGACUAAUUCUACACUCGUCACUAACCUAACUCCCCAUUUCGUCAUGUAUCAAGUAUCUUCCCAAGCAUUAGAUCCGGACUGGAUUUCACUCUCCAUCGCGAAAUUCUCUUAUAAUACCAGCCCUCAUGGAACUAAAACGUACACAUGGAAUCACAUCACCACACGUCCUGAUCUUUCCUUUGUUAUUCGAAAUGUUCGAUCUAUUAGUGCGGACAGAGAGCAAGAAGCUCGCGUGGUCAUGAAGAUCACAGCUGGAGCUGAAGAAAUGGUCCGCAGACUACAGGUCAAGUUCCGCAGCCAUGAAGAUUACCACAAAGCCUACACCUUUCUCAGGGAUCUAGGUCUUCCUAUCACCAACAGGGAAAUAUCAAAACCAGCCCCACAACUACCUCCAUCUCCUGCACCCUCCAAUGCCACAUCUCUCAUGAGCGCUGCUGCUGCCUCACUCCGACCAUCCUCCGCAAUCGACCUUCCUGCGCACUACAACAGUUCUCCUCUGAAGCAGGAGUUCAAGAUUCCUCCUAGACCCGAAUCUUCCGUGUCCGAGGGCAAAGCUCAGAUGAAUGAGAUGACUCGCAUUACUAGACCCUUCUCUACCUCGUUCGCGCCUGUAGCUUCGAUUCCCAAUUCUCCGCUCUCACGAGUCAACUCUUUCCAACAGCCCGCCACUCAAGCUUCGGUGCUUUACCCAACACAAAUGGAGAAGGAGACGCGUCAUCUCUCUUAUCCUGCAUCGCAAUUUUCAGAUCAUUUCAAGCAUGACAUACAACCGAAGACCUCGUUGUAUGUGGAUCAGCUACAGAAUCUACAGCAGAAUCUUCCAGAAAGAGCCGAAAAUACUUCUCAACCUUUCUCAGCAUCUCCGUUCUUCACUUCAAUUGGAAGUGUUCCCACUGUGCAUGGACACGAAGCGUAUAGUGGCUUGACGGCAUACAAUCCUGGAGACGUUGGACGGCCGGCUUCAACGCCUGGAGCACAAACCACAACAAGCACGUUGCAACUAGACCAUCGGCCUGUGUCUGCUCUGUCUGUACCUCCACGGUCGGAACUUCCCUUUCUCAAUCCAGCAGGAAAAAGCAAGCCAAGAUCGUCCUCUCAGUCUAAUUCUACUCAAGUAUCAAGAUCCACGUCUGUGAUCCUUCCACCUUCCAAGAGCCCAAAUAUUAAUAGCGAACAAUUAUCGACUCCCGUCAAGAAGCCUGCACCUAAAAAGCGUGUUGCUCAGCGAAAAGCACCUGUAGCAAAGCCCGUGGACGAUGUUGCCAAAAAGAUACAACUGAAUGCUGAUGAACUCGUCAUCGCAGAGCCGGAUGCUGUCGCGGACGAGCCGUCACCUCUUGCUGCCAAGAGCGCUGCCCAGUUGACAAGACCAUCGUCGACUCCACUAGGGCUAGUGUCUAAAGUUGCUCCGAGAAAGCGUACCGCGACUCCGGCUAUUCGACCUCCGUCGAGCAACAAACGUCCGAAGAUGGUAGAUCAAAGUACACAGACCGAUAAGCCUACCAGUCAGCACGAAGACGCCGAGCAGGAGGUACCUCCUUCGAGGACCACGCCUGAUACUCACCUAAAUCGUGUCUGCUCGCCCCCAGAAGACUAUCUCCAAGCGAUUGAUGGAUUCGUUGCGAGGCAUAAAUCUCGACCUCCGCCAAUUGAGCUCUGGCAGACUCCGGGUUGGGCUGAAGCAGAUGAUGAGCACCGUCAGAGGCUGAUUGAUAAUUUCAUCUGCGAGAACCUCGAGAAUGCUGACUUUCUCAAAUUGUGUGAAGACAUGGACACUUCUUGGCGAAGAAUUGGUCUGGGUAUGUAGAAGUGUGUGGAUAUAUCGCGGAAAUCAUUAUUCGCUCAAGUUACGUGCUAUGGAUGCUGGGGAAUAAUGCAGGUGGGUAACGAGUAUAGCUGAGUCUGUCAGGUGCGGCUGUCAUUGCGAUUAGUUGGCUUGGCAUAUCUUGCUUUAUCCGAAU